Molecule: messenger RNA, 1857 nt
Organism: Merops nubicus (carmine bee-eater)
Lineage: Eukaryota; Metazoa; Chordata; Aves; Coraciiformes; Meropidae
Product: protein kinase C beta type-like
Biological process (GO): protein phosphorylation
Molecular function (GO): ATP binding; diacylglycerol-dependent serine/threonine kinase activity
Source: RefSeq, a predicted model, not a curated record
GAGACUCGUCCCUCGGGGCCACUCUCCAUGGACAGCACCGUCCCUGUGCCCCCACCUCUCCCCAGGAAAGGUGCAGUAAGAGAUGCUAAAAACCUAGUUCCUAUGGAUCCUAAUGGCUUGUCAGAUCCCUAUGUGAAGCUUAAACUAAUCCCUGACCCCAAAAAUGAAAGCAAACAGAAGACCAAAACUAUCAAGUGCUCCCUGAAUCCUGAGUGGAACGAGACAUUUAAAUUCCAGCUGAAGGAGGCAGACAAGGACAGGCGGUUGUCUGUGGAGAUUUGGGACUGGGAUCUGACCAGCAGGAAUGGGAUUUCUGAGCUGCAGAAGUCAGGAGUCGAUGGAUGGUUUAAGCUGCUGAGCCAGGAGGAGGGGGAGUAUUUCAACGUGCCAGUGCCUCCUGAGGGAGAAGAAGGAAAUGAGGAGCUGAGGCAGAAAUUUGAGAGAGCCAAGAUUGGGACGGGCUCCAAGGCUGCAGACGAGAAGACGACAAACGCCAUCUCCAAAUUCGACAACAACGGCAGCAGGGAUCGGAUGAAGCUUUCAGAUUUCAACUUCCUGAUGGUGCUGGGGAAGGGCAGCUUUGGGAAGGUGAUGCUGGCAGAGAGGAAGGGCACGGACGAGCUCUACGCCGUGAAGAUCUUGAAGAAGGAUGUGGUUAUCCAGGACGAUGACGUAGAGUGCACGAUGGUGGAAAAACGUGUCCUGGCUCUCUCCGGGAAGCCUCCGUUCCUGACCCAGCUCCACUCCUGCUUCCAGACCAUGGACCGCUUGUAUUUUGUGAUGGAAUACGUGAAUGGUGGGGACUUAAUGUACCAGAUCCAGCAGGUUGGGAGGUUUAAAGAGCCACACGCUGUGUUCUACGCAGCAGAAAUAGCCAUCGGCCUCUUCUUCCUGCAGAGCAAAGGCAUCAUUUACAGAGACCUGAAGCUGGACAACGUGAUGCUGGACAGCGAGGGGCACAUAAAGAUUGCAGACUUUGGCAUGUGCAAGGAGAACAUCUGGGACGGGGUGACGACCAAGACCUUCUGUGGCACUCCAGACUACAUAGCACCCGAGAUAAUUGCUUAUCAGCCCUAUGGGAAGUCGGUGGACUGGUGGGCAUUUGGAGUCCUGCUCUAUGAAAUGUUAGCUGGCCAGGCUCCCUUUGAGGGAGAAGAUGAGGACGAGCUGUUCCAGUCCAUCAUGGAGCACAACGUCGCCUACCCCAAGUCCAUGUCCAAGGAGGCAGUGGCAAUCUGCAAAGGGCUGAUGACCAAGCACCCUGCCAAGCGGCUGGGCUGCGGCCCGGAGGGGGAGCGGGACAUCAAGGAGCACGCCUUCUUCCGCUACAUCGACUGGGACAAGCUGGAGCGCAAGGAGAUCCAGCCCCCCUUCAAGCCAAAGGCUUGUGGACGCAAUGCUGAAAACUUCGACCGGUUUUUCACUCGCCAUCCACCCGUCUUAACACCUCCUGACCAGGAAGUCAUCAGGAACAUUGACCAGUCAGAAUUCGAAGGAUUUUCCUUUGUUAACUCAGAGUUUUUUAAACCUGAAGCCAAGAGCUAAGUAGCUGUGUAGAUCUCAUUCCUGCAUCUCUGUCAUCCAGUCCCAGCUGCUGUUUUGGUGACAUUUUCAUUGCAAAACUUGCAUUCGUGGGUUUUCUUUAGUACUGCUACUAGAGUGACCGUAUUCCAGAGCCAGAAGUGUCUUCACAGGAUGUAGGGCACGCCUGAAAGGUGGGUGAUGAGCUGUAAGUGCUGUAAAUGUGCUUUUAUGACAUUUUAUUUGUAGGAAAAGAAAACAGUUCGUUGGCUAACCCAGGUAAAAGGGGGAGGUGUAAGCUGUGACAAUUAGGAGAAAUCUCUUCAGCACAUGCUU